Molecule: messenger RNA, 1841 nt
Organism: Ficedula albicollis (Collared flycatcher)
Lineage: Eukaryota; Metazoa; Chordata; Aves; Passeriformes; Muscicapidae
Gene: SMIM11
Product: small integral membrane protein 11A
Exons: 4
Coding region: 295-483 (62 amino acids)
Source: RefSeq, a predicted model, not a curated record
UUCUCCCAGCCUGUUUCCAGAGCAGAGGGGCUCCAGCCUUGGGAUCAUCUUUGUGAUCCCUGGUGCAGCAGUCUGAUGUGCCCUUGGCAUUUCUGGGUUUGGUUUGAUUUUAAUCCAGCCAAUGUGAAUGAAACAUCCCACCUGCUCUGUUCCUGUUUUCCAGAGUUUGGAGUAUGUGAGAAGCUGCCAGAGGAAUCACUCAUAUUUUAAUUUCUGCUUCGUCAGAUGCUCCUGCCCUGCCCUGUGCCUCCAGGAGUGUGACCCCCCCAGUGCUGGGGCACCCCACAGCUGAAGAUGGUGGCCUUUAACUGGAAGGCUCUGGAGAACUUCCCACUGCUGAUGUACAUUUUGGCAGCUAAAACACUGAUCCUUUGCUUGGCCUUUGCUGGUGUCAAAAUGUACCAGAGCAAGAAAAUUGAGGAGAAACUGAAGAGGGAACGUGAGGAGAAGCUGAAAGCAGAAGCAGAGAAGAAGGAUGAGUGAAGAGUCCCUCAGGGGGAUUUCUCCUAGCUGGCCCUGAGAAGUUCCCUGCACACUGCUGGAAGUGAAGUGCUUGGUGAUGGGAACCACUGAGCUGGCACCAGGAUUUAGGGGGGAAAUUGGAAUUUUCAAUUUUCAUCAGAUUGGAAUGUGCCUGCGGUGGGAAAGUCACUUGGAAUUCUUCAGCCUUAUUCAAUCCCCUGCUCAGGAGCAGAUCCCCCCUUGGAGUCCAAGCCAGGCUGGAUCUGUGGAAUUCAUUUUCUCUUUGUUGAAAUUUGGGGAAUUUACAUCCAAGGCCAAGACUCAUGACUCCCACACCAGGAAUUUGUCUCAAGGGUGGUGAAAUUGGAUUUUUGGCCCAUUUUUGUGUCAAUUAUCCAUCCCUGAUCCAAGCAGAGCACAGAUGCACUUGGUCACGGGACACACCUGAAAUGAAACAUUGGGAUUUCAAAUUCUCCCUUUUAUUAGUGUUCUUUUAAUUUAAUAUGUGCUUUUUAUCCUUAAUAAAGGAUACCAGGACCUGGCAGGGAUCAUCCUGCUGGAAUUAUUGAUCUUGCAAAGAGCACAUUUAAAGACCUGAUGAGGUCCCUCAGAAAAGUCAUUCAUGGACCUCACUAUUAAAGAACUGGAUGUAAAGUGUGAGAAGAAAAUCCUGGAGGGAAUUAUCCCCUAAUUCUUUUGGGGGCCUUGGCACCCACUGGGAGUGCAAAUCCUAUUCCCUGUUCCCUGAUUUGAAGGUGUUUGACAGAAUCACAGGAUGGCUCAGGCUGGGACAUCUGGUGGCACCUCCCAGGGCUGGGCAGAGGGGCAGGAUCCCUCCCUGGCCUGGUUGGUUUCUUUGUUUAAUUAUUAAAUUUAUUGAUUUCAUCCUGCACUGUGGGAAAUGGAUUUGUAGAGAGUUUUCAGGGGCUGGCAGAAGGCUCACACACACCUGUAUGCAAAUUUGGAGAUUGAAAUACUGACUUGGAAAUGCCAUGGAAUUGGACAGAUGUUGUUGAGAGAGAAAUGGAGCUGGAAAAGAGUUUCACAGGAUGGCAUUUUAAAUAAAACUGGAUACUUUGGAGAAAUAGAACUGUGAAAGAUGCAUUGUAAUGGAACCCACGAGGGGUGAUUUUAGAGGAGGGGCUUUAAGGCAUUUUACAGCAUGAUGUGACAAAAGCUGAUAGGCCAAGAAAUGCUUAUAAUGAGUUGUAAUUAGGAAAUAAUUGGCUUUUGAUUGUGAUAACAUAAAUUAUAACAUCUGUAUUGUCUCACCCUUCAUGUGAGACUGAAAAUGGAAUAAAAGUUUUUUAAAACAUCUCUCAGUUGCCCCAAGUCUGGGUUAGAAAAGGGCAAAACCUGGCACUGCACCAGGCAGAGAA